UUCUCGCCAAUAUGGCUGCGCCCGCAGCGCUCCGCCGCUUGUUCCUGCUGCUGGGAGUGGGGCUGGCGGUGGCUGUCGGCGCCGUGAAGGAGGCAGCUCCCGGCGGGAAUUGCGGCUGCGGCGCUAGUCGUGGCCGUGGGGAUGAGCGAGAGGCGGCGGCACGGCGGUACUCGGCGGCGGCCAACGGCGGCAGGAGUUCUGGGCGCGGGCCGAUGGUUGCUAUUCCAGGAGGAGUGUUCACCAUGGGCACUGAUGAGCCUGAAAUACAGCAAGAUGGAGAGUGGCCUGCAAGAAGAGUCCAUGUUAACAGCUUCUAUAUGGAUCGAUACGAGGUCAGCAAUCAGGAAUUUGAGAGAUUCGUGAAUUCUACUGGGUACCUCACUGAGGCGGAGAAGUUCGGAGAUUCCUUUGUGUUUGAGGGAAUGCUGAGUGAAGAAGUCAAGGCUGAAAUCCAUCAGGCAGUUGCAGCUGCUCCCUGGUGGUUGCCUGUGAAGGGAGCCAACUGGAGGCAACCCGAGGGUCCUGGCUCCAGCAUCCUGAGCAGGAUGGACCAUCCAGUUCUUCACGUGUCCUGGAAUGACGCGGUAGCAUUUUGCACGUGGGCAGGGAAGCGAUUACCAACAGAGGCUGAAUGGGAGUACAGCUGUCGAGGGGGCCUUGAGAAAAGACUUUUCCCAUGGGGCAACAAGCUUCAGCCCAAAGGUCAGCAUUAUGCAAACAUCUGGCAGGGAGUUUUCCCAAGUAACAACACUGCAGAAGAUGGAUACAAAGGAACUGCACCGGUCACUGCGUUUCCUCCCAAUGGAUAUGGCUUGUACAACAUUGUAGGAAAUGCCUGGGAGUGGACAUCUGACUGGUGGGCUGUUCAUCAUUCAGCAGAUGAAGCUCAUGACCCUAAAGGGCCCUCGUCGGGGACUGACCGAGUGAAGAAGGGUGGAUCAUACAUGUGCCACAAGUCUUAUUGCUACAGGUAUCGCUGUGCAGCCCGCAGCCAAAACACCCCUGACAGCUCAGCUUCAAAUCUGGGGUUUCGCUGUGCAGCGGAUGCCUUGCCGGACCCACAGUGACCAGAUGGCUGCACUGCAUUCAGGGAGGAGGCAUGCAGUGUUACCUGCUGCUGAGAAUGGAAAAUCUUGUGCUUAAAGUUCCUGUUGGACAGGAAAAUUCCAGCACUCGCCAGCACUGCUUGAAGCUGUGUGUGCCUAUGCUUGGGGAACCUGGCCUGGACUUUCAUCAUGACCAAGCUUCUUAGAGGUACUGCUUUCAGUGGGAGUAGCCUGGAGUUACAUAAGCACAAACCUGAGCAGAAACAUGCUGACAGUGUUUUAAAAUGUUAAUUUUAUUUAGUAGAUCCUUUGGAAAAGUUCUUUAAUAACUAAAUGUAUUUAUGUAUCGUUUGAAUCUCCACACUCAGAUCUGAUAAAUGAGGAUUUCAUAGGCUCCUGGAUAGCUCUAAAAGAAAUCUGAAGCAGUUACUGCUUCCAUAACCUUGUAGGAGGCAUACUUACCAUUUGGAAAAGACACGAAGACAACACAGGGACACUUAGUGCAGCUGGUGUAUUGCGUUCUAAUGGCAGCAAAAAUCAAAUCCAGCAAUGUGCUUUUUUGGUGCAAUACUAUCUGCUCCAUAGGAAGAAGUGCCUUUUGCAACUGGGGGGAGGGAUAAUCAUCACUGUGAGGAUUAGAAAUGUAUGUAUUUGAAUAAAAUAUCAAGCAUUUCUUCACGCUGAAAA
Messenger RNA from Lagopus leucura (white-tailed ptarmigan), 1733 nucleotides. It is a transcript of the gene SUMF1, whose product is annotated as sulfatase modifying factor 1. The record is from RefSeq and is a predicted model, not a curated record. NCBI's taxonomy places the organism in Eukaryota, Metazoa, Chordata, Aves, Galliformes, Phasianidae. Gene Ontology annotation, cellular component: endoplasmic reticulum. The transcript has 9 exons. The coding region runs from base 12 to 1067 and encodes 351 amino acids.